AUAUUUGAUGAUGAUUUGUGAAUAUGCUGAUACUAUAUAAGCUGGUAAGUUCCUAUCUCUUUUCCAUUUUUUAUUCUUCAUCACGCCUCAUAAUCACAUCAAGAUGCGGUACUCUCUUCUUUUCGCAUAUGCAUCCGCAUCUGUAGCAAGUGUAAUUAGUUCAAGGGCCGAAGAGACUGCUAUCAAGUAUUCUACCUUGGUUUCUGAUUCAUUCAUUCAAAGGGGGGUGCCCAAAACCGCCCAAUAUGCUCAAGCAGUCUUCUAUCGAGGUGUUGAACUGGCAUACAAUGCCACCAGAAACGCAACAUACAUCAAUUGGUUAAAAUCACAAAUGGAUACUGCUGUAUCUGCAAAUGGAUCAAUUCUCGGUUAUCCAUCCUACCCAGCUUCCCUUGAUGAUAUUCGAAUUGGAACCAUCAUCCUCGAUACAUGGGCUCGAACCAACGAAACACGAUAUAAAGUUGCCGCCGACAAAUUACGUCAACAAUUCAACUACAAUCCACGAACUGCAUCUGGAGGAUUCUGGCAUCGUGCACCUACAUACCCAAAUCAAAUGUGGUUGGAUGGUAUUUUUAUGGCUGAUGUCUUUUAUGCUCAAUGGACAUCCUACUUUGAUGCUGCAAAUGUUACUGCUUGGGAUGAUAUCCUCUUGCAAUAUUCGCUUAUUGAAGAACAUUGUCGCAAUCAUACCACCAAUCUUAUCGUUCAUGGUUAUGAUGAAAGUAAAACUCAAGCAUGGGCUGAUCCUGUAACAGGAGCAUCACCUAAUGUAUGGGAUCGAGCAUUGGGAUGGUAUUUAAUGGCCCUCGUCGAUGUUCUCGAUUACUUCCCUAAAUCACAUGAAGGACAUGCAAAGCUUCUUGAUUGGUUCAUUACUGCAUCAGCAGGAGUAGCUGCUGCACAGGAUACAACAGGUGGUUGGUGGUUAGUUAUGAAUGAACCAUAUCCAGGAAAAUCACGCAAUUAUAUCGAAUCUAGCGGUUCAGCAAUGUUCAUCUAUGCGAUUUUGAAGGGUGUUAGAAAGGGAUAUCUUGGAAGUGAAUAUAUUGCACCAAUGAAGAAGGGUUAUGAAUAUCUUGCGGAAACUUUUGUCGCCUUUAAUGGAACGAAUGGUACUGUUAAUUGGGAAGGAACAGUUGUGGUGGGAAGUUUGGGAUCGAAUGCUACAUUUGAGUACUAUACCUCGAUUGCUAUUGAUGAGAAUGAUUUGAAGGGUGCUGGACCUUUUGUUUAUGCUAGUGUAGAGUAUGAACAAUUGGCAGCAUGAAAUAUUGUAUGCAUUGGUUUGUUUACCAGGAACGAAGGCUUUAAGAUAGUUUGAUUGGUUUGAUCAACUAUGCCACAAAUCUAGUACAUGAAGUGAUGAAUUGUUUAUGCGAGAAAGAUUGUUGAAAUCAAGGACUUCUCAUUAUGAGACUAUAGCCUGAAAUGUCGAAGUAGAGAAGAAUUGUAUAUACCCAUCAAGGUUUCUACA
Messenger RNA from Botrytis deweyae, 1474 nucleotides. RefSeq lists its product as uncharacterized. Gene Ontology annotation, biological process: carbohydrate metabolic process. The transcript has 2 exons. Lineage: Eukaryota; Fungi; Ascomycota; Leotiomycetes; Helotiales; Sclerotiniaceae. The record is from RefSeq and is a predicted model, not a curated record. The coding region runs from base 104 to 1267 and encodes 387 amino acids.